Messenger RNA from Nymphalis io (European peacock), 788 nucleotides. RefSeq names its product peptidyl-prolyl cis-trans isomerase H. Bases 120 to 674 code for a protein of 184 amino acids. Gene Ontology annotation, cellular component: intracellular membrane-bounded organelle. Gene Ontology annotation, molecular function: peptidyl-prolyl cis-trans isomerase activity. The transcript has 3 exons. Gene Ontology annotation, biological process: protein peptidyl-prolyl isomerization; protein folding. The record is from RefSeq and is a predicted model, not a curated record. NCBI's taxonomy places the organism in Eukaryota, Metazoa, Arthropoda, Insecta, Lepidoptera, Nymphalidae.
UGACUGACUGACUGUUUUGUUUACAUCUUAUUUCAUAGACUUAUUUUAGGUUAUAUUUUUAAUUAUAGAAUUUAAAAGUUGCUAGUGCUUAACUUGAAAAUAGUGAAUUAAGCCACAAAAUGCCUACAUGGAACCAAAUUCAAUCGCAAUUGAGAAACCCAAAUAACCCUGUUGUAUUUUUUGAUGUCAACGUCGGAACUACGGAAAUAGGCCGAAUGAUUUUUGAGCUUUUUGCUGAUGUAGUGCCAAAAACUAGUGAAAACUUUAGAGAAUUUUGUACCGGUGAAUACCGACGAGAUGGUGUUCCACUGGGAUAUAAAGGAGCUACGUUUCACCGCGUAAUAAAAGAUUUUAUGAUACAAGGGGGAGAUUUUGUAAAUGGCGAUGGAACAGGAGUAAUGAGUAUUUAUGGAGGAAGUACUUUUGCUGAUGAAAACUUUGCGCUUAAACAUGAUUCACCAGGACUCUUGUCUAUGGCUAACAGUGGCAAAGAUACAAAUGGUUGCCAAUUCUUCAUCACAUGUGCUAAGUGUAACUUCUUAGAUAAUAAGCAUGUUGUGUUUGGAAGAGUAAUAGAUGGUUUAUUAGUUAUGAGAAAAAUUGAAAAUGUACCCACAGGUCCAAACAAUAAACCAAAAAUACCAGUAACAAUAUCUCAGUGUGGACAAAUGUGAAAAAAUGUGUUAAUACAAUUAAAUACAUAUAUUUAAUUAUAAUUAAGAAUAAUAUUAUAAGCCAACUAAUAAGAUUUUUACUUUCAUAAAAUAAAUUUUUUUUGGGUCAUUUAA